AUGGAUCUUCCGGGCGCUGGUCGUCGAUCGUACCUCCGUGCUUCCUAUGGGCAAUUCUUUAAUCCUUACACUGCUCAUAUUCCCCUCGAGUCUCAGGACGCUCUCAACCCUAAUAGUCCUGUCAGUCCUUUGCCGCCCAGCCCAAACCCAACUUCGCAGCCCAUCAAAUCUGCAUAUACCGUUCACUGCCUUACGAGCCCUCCUGAGGAAAAGGAAUUCUCCUAUUCCAACAUCAACCUGACUAGCUAUGGGGAUACCAAGUCCCCUCACACAGCACUUGCAAGAAAUGCAACAUUUGAGCAACCUAAACCUGCUAUCUACACGGGCUUCUGGAACAAUUCACCAAAACUCAUUCCACACAUCAUCGCCAUUGGCGUUACUGUAGCAGUUGUCCAGCUCAGCUUUCGCAACCACUACUGGAUGGACUUACGGGAUCCAAUGUACGAGAUACUCCCUGGAAUCACUCAGGGCGGUGCGUUGAACGCAUUGCAGUUGGCAGCCAAGCUUCAUGAGCUCAUUCUUGUGGCCUCAUUAGGCAAGAUAGUGUUACACGUGGCUCAAGAUCACCUGGUGGGCAGGUCCGGCCUCCCUCUCGGUCUGAUUACCAACAGUUUCUCGAUAGGCGCUGGAGAUUUCCUCUGGACAAAAGCAUACUGGAAGUCAAUAUGGACUAUCAAGAACAAGCACUGGCGGUUUUGGCUGGUAUCUCUGCUCGCGACCGUCUUGGCAAUGCUAGCUGGUCCAUCGUCUGCAAUAGCGGUCAUCCCUUCACUCAACUGGUAUCCAUUGGCGUACCCGUUUCAAGAAGAGGUGCUGCCCUUUUACAUCUUCAAUCAAAGUACAGUCCUGUGGCCCUCCAACAUCACAGCGGCUAGUCUCAACGGCCCCAAUUCUGGGAUCAAUUGUACCAUCGCCUCCACGAAGACCGCCUAUCAGGACGUCUGUCCUGCCGGCGGCUUUCGAGAUACUUAUGAGUGGGCAGGCAAUCUGCUAUUCGCUAAUUCUUCCGCAGGCACCAAUAUCAGCUUUAGUGACGCCCAUGGAGAAUCUCGGAGGGUAGUCACAACACAAAGCUGUGACAGCAGUUUCGAUGGUCGAGCGUCCGGGUUGUCCCUGAACACCUUCCUUACUGGAGCCGUGUCCUCAUUUUGGUCAUUCGCGAAUAACAAUUUCCAUGGGCUCGCGUUGCUUACAGCGAAACCGAGAAUCACUUUUCAAGGGUCGCUAUACGCACCGAGGGUCGAGGUCCUGUGUGACGGCUACGUGUACUACAACACAAGCAUGAUCGAAAGUCGUGCGCCGGUCAAUUUCCCAAGUUUCACGCCUGAUAGACAGCUUCCAAGCGCCAACUACGUCUUCCCGUACAACGGCAUCCUGAAUGCGACCAAUGUGACUUGGGUGUCGAUGCCAGCAGGGUCCGACAACCCGUCGAUCGGAAUCGUGAUACGGGUUCCAUACACAUAUGGGAACGGCAGCGUCACCAAUAUAGCCCAGGCGACGGAGAUACAUGCAUGCAGCAUUUACGCGCAAUGGGUGCCCGUAGAGGUGUACUAUGAGCCCAGACAGCAGGAUCAAGUUUCAUAUCGGGUCAAGAAUAACGUCAAGGAGACAUGCUUGCCUAUUGGGAACGAACAGCCUGGGGACUCCCUACCGCCAAGGAACGCCUCCAUCGACAUGGACUACGCGAACGCAAUCAAUCAACCUAUACCAUUUACCGAUGGCCCUCUCCCCGUACUUGACGCAAUGCUGGCACGUAUGGUAUUUGAAGAUGAUAGGUUGGCGGGUAAUGAGACGGGCUACACAUUCAAAGCUCCAUUGGUCUCGAUUUCGAGUGUGGACGGGACGACGAACACGACGCUAGAUGACACACGAAAGAGUCAUUCUACUAUGAUCGGGACCAUGCUCGCGGGGGUAGUCACCGACGGGCUGGCGCGCAUCGCUGGGAACGGCAUCUUUCCAUACUCUGCCUCGAUGUUCUUAACUAACCAAACCACAGACUCCGGAAGCAUCGUGGGCAGAUUCUUGAUAUCAAGCGCCCACGGGGGAGAUGACAACCCGCUGAACGCCACAGAUGCAGACGUCAGCGAAUGGCUUCGGGUCGAUCCCGUGUUCUCUCGGUACGGCUAUGGUUACGAUUGGAAGGACUCUAGAACCACGCAAUUUGGCAUUCUCGUACUCCUGAUACAUUUCGUCUUCUCUUCCAUACACACUGCAGUCAUUCUUUACAAAGUACUAAUCUCCAGGGAAGGCCUGGUGGGAUCGUGGACUACGAUAUCCGAGCUGCUGGCCCUGGCGAUGAACUCGACGCCGUCGCCGAAUCUGCAAGAUACCUGCGCAGGCGUCGAUGCGGCGAAAACGUGGCGGCAAGUUGUAUCUAUCAGAGAGACUUAUGCCGGCCAUCUUGAAAUGGUGGUCGGUGCCGCAGACAAGGCGAAAUUCCCUGGUCCGCAGCCGAACACAGCGUAUGGCCAUCUUCGAGCUCGCCGGCGUGAACCUGCCGACAGUUCUGACUCUCAGUGGACGUGUGACUGA
Messenger RNA from Exophiala aquamarina CBS 119918, 2532 nucleotides. RefSeq lists its product as uncharacterized. NCBI's taxonomy places the organism in Eukaryota, Fungi, Ascomycota, Eurotiomycetes, Chaetothyriales, Herpotrichiellaceae. The transcript has a single exon. The coding region runs from base 1 to 2532 and encodes 843 amino acids. The record is from RefSeq and is a predicted model, not a curated record.